Molecule: messenger RNA, 1095 nt
Organism: Zea mays
Lineage: Eukaryota; Viridiplantae; Streptophyta; Magnoliopsida; Poales; Poaceae
Exons: 2
Coding region: 1-1095 (364 amino acids)
Source: RefSeq, a predicted model, not a curated record
AUGGUGUAUGAAAGUAGGAGAUCAAAAAGGCACCAAGAAGAUGAUGAGAUUGAUGAUGACCUUGACCACAUAAUGGUUUUCAUGUUGGGUGAAUAUCGUAAGAGGAAGAGUGAAGAUGAACGCAAAAAGCGUCGAGGUUCAGUUUUUGGACAUGAGGUAUAUGAUCGCAGUAGAGGAGAACAUGAUUUAAAAUUAUUCAAUGACUACUUUGCUGAGCAUCCAACAUAUCCUGAGAAGUAUUUCCGACAACGCUUUCGGAUGAGUCGUCCUCUUUUCAUGCGGAUAGCUGAAGCUGUUAAACAACAUGAUCACUAUUUUGCUCAGAAAAGAAAUGCUGUCGGUGCUCUUGGGUUUUCUUGUCUUCAAAAGGUGACUGCAGCUUUUAGACAGCUUGCUUAUGGUGUUCCAGCAGAUUACGUUGACGAGUAUUUGCGGAUUGGAGAAAGCACAUCUAUCGAGAGCCUACGAAAAUUUGUCAGAGCAGUGUGUGAGGUUUUUGGACCAGAGUAUCUGAGACCACCAUAUGAAAGUGAUACAGCUAGGUUGCUUGCUAUUGGUGAACAAUGUGGAUUUCCUGGAAUGAUCGGGGAAGCCCCAACAGUUAACUAUACAAUUAACGGACACAAUUAUGACAAGGGUUACUAUUUAGCAGAUGGGAUCUAUCCUAAUUGGUCAACCUUUGUGAAAACAAUUAAGGCUCCCGCAAAUUUGAAGGACAAAAAUUAUUCAGCAGCUCAGGAGUCCCAGAGAAAAGAUGUUGAACGUGCAUUUGGUGUAUUGCAAGCUCGCUUUGCCAUUGUUCGAGGGCCAGCUAGGUUCUGGGAUAAAGCAACACUUACAGACAUCAUGAAUUCUUGCAUAAUAAUGCACAAUAUGAUAAUAGAAGAUGAACGGGACAAAUGUCGUCUUGAGGCACCUUAUGACAAGGGUGAUGCUGAGACAAGGGGCUGGAUUUCUCAUGAAGGGACUUCCAAUUUUUCAUCGUUUGUUGACAAGCACAAAGAAAUCCGAGAUCCGCACAUUCACAAUCAACUACAACGAGACCUAGUGGAACAUCUAUGGGAGCGUCAAGGUCAACGUACUAGGCCGCAAUAG